CGGCAACGCCCGAUGGCUGACUUCAACUCAACCCCGUCGACCAGUAUACUUACAACUUCAAGCAUAGAACAAGAAACCGAUACCAUCAAAAAAAGUCUUCAAUAUGCGGAGGAACUGAAGCUCGAAGGAAACGACCACUUCCGCCAGGCCCAAUGGAAUGAAGCCCUCGUUGCCUACCAGUCUGGGCUCGGUCAUCUUCCAAAGCGCAGAUUCAAGAGCGUUUCCGAGCUACCAGAAAAUAUAUUACGCACCAAUGAUAAAGAUAGGGAGAUCGAUGAGCCAGAUGUAACUUCCGACAGGCCUGAGGUAGUGACAGAGAUGGAUAAAGAGUGCGCCAGAGCGCGAGCCGUGUUGAAUGCAAAUAUAGGAGCGUGUUUCGUGAAAAUGAACGAAUAUAAGCAGGCUGUUGAGGCUUGCUCCCAAGCUCUCGUUGAUGACCCCCAUUAUAUUAAGGCACUUCAACGACGCGCAGCAUCGAAUGACCAAAUUGGUUCUUGGACCUCACUUACCUCUGCUCAAGAAGAUUAUAACGCGCUUCUCAAAACAUUGCCGCCGAAUUCUUCACAGAUCAAGGAAAUUGAGCGAAGCCUGCAGCGUCUGAAACCUAGACUAGACGAUGUGCAAAAGCGCGAGACAGCAGAAAUGCUGGAAAAACUCAAAGGUCUCGGUAACAGUGUCUUGGGAAAUUUCGGUUUAUCGACCGACAAUUUCCAGUUUGUCCCCAACGGACAAGGCGGAUAUAACAUGAACUUUUCUCGAUGAUCGGCCAUUUAUAUUGCGGGCGGGUAUGUACAUUAUUAAUGGCUUAAUUGUAGAUUGGGCUCGUGUUGUUCACGGUCAUAAAAUCGUUCCCUUAGCUGCAGGACGGAUGCUUUCCUGCUCAAAAUGUGCAAGCCUGGCGCGCGCCGGAUAUCGUAAAUAAAGCUUAGACAGACUCCAGAAGCUGGGAUGAACUCUAGCGCAGAGUGGAAGGAUCUCAAUCUAAAUACGUUACAGGGUUACGGUAUAUCGUAAAGUCUCUUAGUGGCCGGAUCUGCAUUUGAAGAAUUAGGAAGAGAAAGUGGCAUAAGAUCAAUGAAUUCACCCUGGCUCGCACCUUGCCUUGUAUCAAGGCUAUUGGAAC
Messenger RNA from Guyanagaster necrorhizus, 1123 nucleotides. RefSeq names its product TPR-like protein. Lineage: Eukaryota; Fungi; Basidiomycota; Agaricomycetes; Agaricales; Physalacriaceae. Gene Ontology annotation, molecular function: protein binding. The coding region runs from base 13 to 762 and encodes 249 amino acids. The record is from RefSeq and is a predicted model, not a curated record. The transcript is spliced from 6 exons.